AAAAAAUGGGUUAAUCCCACAAAGGUCUAUCAAUAUCAAUAGGUCUAAAGCACUGUACUGUGAAACAAAAACUACAAUGUCUUUUAAUAUCUAUUCGACGUCACAGGCAUCAGUACAAGUGUCAGAUGUUUAUCGUUUUAUAAUGCUGCAUUUUACCCAGCGACGGAUUGACAAUAUUUAUCAUUAUAUGCAAACACCAGCUACAAUCACGCGAGAUUCGGAUGACUUUGAGAAAGUAUGUACUGUAUGCCGACGCCCAGCGUUCACCAGAUAUUAUGGGGCAGUCUCCUGUGAAGCAUGUAAAAUGUUUUUUCGCCGGAUGAUUAUUGAAAAACUAUCAUACGAUUGCAAGAAAAUCAAUAAUUGCUAUGAAACUUCAAAGGGGACUCGAUUCAAGUGCAGGUCAUGCCGGUUCAAACGAUGCCUGCAAAUGGGGAUGAAGCUUCCCCCGUCGAACUACACAACGUUGGAGCUCAAAGAUAACAAAAUUGAUGAGCUAGCUAAUUUAUUGACUGAUUUGAAAUUACGAGACGAAAAACGUUGUGAUCGCUUUAUGACAUUUUACACUACGACGGAUCCAAGUCUUCACGAUAUUUUGAGCAAGAAUACAAUAGUUGUUCAUGAGCAGAACGAUCAUACAACUACAACCAUCGAGUGGUCGUUUCUUGCAGCUUAUAACAUAAUUGAAUAUUUUACAUCGUUUCAUUUUAUUGAUAAACUCAAUAAUGAUGAUAAGAUGAAACUAUUCCAAGCCAACUCAUUCAGAUCGAAUAUAUUUUGUGGCGGAAUGCGCGGAUAUAAAGAAAAACGAGACAAAAUGGUAACGCCAGGUGGUCAAGAAAUACUUCCCGAAAUUCUGGUCAAGUUAUUGAAUACAUCUCCACAGUUGCUGCGUAGAGUGUGUUGUCAAGUGAUUGCAAGGUUGAUUGAGCUAGAAAUCACGAAUGAGGAGUUUGUUCUGCUCAAUCUGAUAUUCUUUUUCAAUACUGUAGACAGCAUGUCUGACUCGGCAAAAAGUACACUUGGCUCCUGGCAAAAACUGUACACAAAUGCGCUAUUUCAAUAUUGCCAAUUGACUUACAAGCAUCGUGCUCCAUCUCGUCUGGUUGAUCUCUUAUCAUUAUAUCAAAUCGUUCAAAAAAAUACAUCAGAAAUUCAGUACAUUGGCAUCAUGACUCAAGCUCUCCUACCUGAUUUUCGGGUCAAGAAACUUGUCUCAGAUACUUAUAGGAUAUGAAUUUUUGUUUACUUUUUUGGAAUAAAUACAUCAAAUGUUAAA
Caenorhabditis elegans is the source of this 1279-nucleotide messenger RNA. It is a transcript of the gene nhr-171, whose product is annotated as Nuclear receptor domain-containing protein. Gene Ontology annotation, cellular component: nucleus. Gene Ontology annotation, molecular function: sequence-specific DNA binding; DNA-binding transcription factor activity; DNA binding. Lineage: Eukaryota; Metazoa; Nematoda; Chromadorea; Rhabditida; Rhabditidae. Gene Ontology annotation, biological process: DNA-templated transcription; regulation of DNA-templated transcription. The record is from RefSeq and is marked reviewed. The coding region runs from base 77 to 1237 and encodes 386 amino acids. The transcript has 6 exons.